AGAGAGAGAGAAGCAGGAAAGAAACUCUGCUGAGACACAGAUGAGUGUUAAAGUAACGUCGGCUGUAUGCGCAUUAACACAUGUAUUGCUGCUUUCAAGGGAUCUACUGAACAAAUGUUACUCUAAGAGCAAUAAGGGAAAACAAUGACCACAGCUUUGUUGACAUGAUGGACUUUCACCUAAAAUACAGAUAGUGACAGCAGGAGAGAGACAGCAAAGGCAGGAGAGAGAGAGAGGGAGAGAGAGGGGAUGACAUGCUGCGAAGGGCCCUGGCUAGAAUCAAACCUGAGCCAUAAGUAGCCCUGUCCUUAAGUACAAUUUUGAGAUAAAGGCUCUGGCUUACAGUAUCUGAAGGCCUUUCCAGAAAGACUCACUCAUCUGGUGUAGAUACCUCUGAGAUGAUGGAGGAUGACGGACUUGGUCAUGUGAUGGUGGACUGUGAGGUGGACGUUCAAAUCACACAAACCAAAGCUCAGCCUCAGGCCAACAACAACAGACCCAGCUGGUCAAAUGGUCAGUGUGUUCUGGCAGUCCCAAGCUGUUCAGCGUUAAACCCCAGCUUUGAUCUAUCUCUGUGCCGUGCCAAACUGGAGAACGAUGGCUUCCAGAUUCCAGUCAGAGACAUGGAGGCUCCACUGAAGACAGCUCUGGACGUUCCCUCAGUGAGGAGAUACAUGGUUUUCAACUCGGCUCUCUUCCAUUUUAUAUUGGCACCGGUGCUGUAUGUGGUGGUGUGGUGCGCUGUGUUCUCCACCCUCCACCUCUACAUCCCUGUCAGUGACUACUGGGUCCUUUGUCUCUCUGUCAGCCUGGUCUCCAUCUUCCUCACCACUGCCGUCAUCUUCAUCCUCCAUUACAGUAACAAGGAGAUCAACAUGAAUUUAGAUGUUCGGUUAAUCCAGGUGAAUGAGAGGAUGGUGAAACACAAGUUGCUGGUGGCCGUGGCCGACUGGGUGCAGAACUGCACUGGAAACAUGCAGCUGUACUUUGUGUAUUGGGACAUGUCCCGUUGUCUGAGGGCACUGACUGAAACUUUAGAGGAGCGCAGCUUUGUGGCAAAUGACACCCAGAACAAACUGAAGAGGAAAAUGUCCCACCUCGUCCUUGUGGCCGAGGUCACGGCUGAUGAUCCCGAGGUUGAUGAGUCAGAUGUGGAGCAGAACUCAGAUGAACAGAGGCCGCUGCUGGGAAAUGAGGACACGGGCUACAGUACCUCAUCCAGCCAGCGGGAGGACGCCAAAGUCACCAAGAACUACAGCCUCAUCCCUGAUGCAUCGUUACCUGCUCAGGCUAAAGCCUACCAGCUUCUGAUAACUUACAGUGCAGCUUAUGUGAAGCUGCUCGUGUCUGAGAGGCUGACUGGACCAUCACACCACCGCCUACGUCCCCGGAGGAAUCACUGUACCACCGCCCCUUUAUGCCUCUGCCAGUACAUCAAAAAGAAGAUCCUUCGAUAAGAGAGCUGUCAGACCAGGACGCCUGUACAUGGAACUGGUGGACUACACUCAAAAAAGACUUUUGCUUUGCACACGGUCUUGAACAGGAAAACCAACAAGUAGAAGCACACAUGGAUUGGGUUACAUGUUCAAGGACAUUUUUAUCAAAUAAAGGACGUGUUUGGAGCUUCACGCUCCUGAUAUAUGUGUUUUUAAGACUGUUUUUCCAGCCUGCAGGCUACCCCUGCUGCUGUUUUCACACCGCUCCGUGUUUGCACAUCCUGGUCCAUUUGGUCCCAGCGAUCUCUGCACCCUGCCAAAUGCUGUUACACUGAGAACACAAUGAGGUCUAUUCCAGCUGCUGUAAAACAAUAUUUGUACUGCUGUACACAGCCAAGGCCUUAGUUACUGCUGUUUAAAUUAUUUGCACAAACAAAAAAUAUUGAUUCUUAUGUUUUGAUUGAAUUUGAAAAAUGGCUACAGUGUUUGUGGAUGAACUGAAGGCAGCGGUUGAGAGUAACCGAGUACAUUCCAAGUUCUGUACUUAGGUACAAUUUUAAGGUACUUGUACUUUACUAGAGUAUUUCCAUUUUGCGCUACUUUAUACUUCUACAUUGCAGAGGGAAAUAUUGUACUUUUCACUCUACUAUAUUUACCUGACAGUUAUAGUUUUGAGUUACUUUUCAAAUUAAAUCACUGUCUGCAAAUUACCUGGCUCUGUAGUUUCACCAACAUUCUUGGAAGGCUGAGCUGUAUUCACUUAGUUGCAAUCUGAAACUUCACCGCUAGAUGUCACUAAAUCCUACACACUCAUCCUUUAAGUAACGGAUUGGGGGUUUGACAAGUGGCGUGUAGAGAAACACAGAGGAAGCACGCAGGGAAAGAAAGAGAUUCCCCUUGAUGCAGGUGUGUAAUGAUGCUGAAAGAGGGUUAACAUGAAUCAUUGGCUUUAGUUUCCAGGCUAUAUUAUCUCAAAUGUCAGCAGCAGCUGAAGCACAAAACCACGUUUGUUGUUGUUCUCACACCUUUGGUUCUAUGUGUGUAGGUGGAUUAGUUAUCUAUGCAUUUGUGUUUGCAGGAGGCUGGGUUUUACUUCCCACCAUUAUUACAUAUUACCAGCCAUUACCCAUCAGUCCUGAUGCUGCGGCUGAGAUGACAGCCCAGCGAGAGAGCUGCAGGAUGACACAAACACACACAGCGAGACAGUCAGCAUGGCUGACCCAGGGGAAGCUGGGACUGUGUGAUGGAGGAGAGUGGCGUGCAGCGUGAGGCCAAGUUAAAUGAUCUCAGAGAUGCUGGGUCUCCUCAGGAGGCUAAAGGGCCAUCUGUGAUCCUGCACACACAGGCUGGCUCUGAUCCCACCUUUAGUUUCUCUCUCCAACUUGUUUUCCAUUGGCCUGUUUGGCCCAUACUUCACCUUUUAACAUGUAUUAUUUAAAGCAUUGAUAAUAGAUAUUUUAUAUAAUAACAAUGCAUCAAUUAAUGUGAAAACAAUGUGAAUCUGCAGCUGCCCUUUGCUUUACAGAGAUUUAUGGUGAGUUUCAGAUCAUUGUUUAGCUAUCCAGCCUGCAGCUUCACUGUUUUGGUUCACUCUCACCGCUCUCAUGGUGUGAGUUUUCAGUGAAAAACCUCCAAAACCCACACUGUACACUACCUGCUCAGCACCAAAUAAAGACUAACUGG
Messenger RNA from Morone saxatilis (striped sea-bass), 3119 nucleotides. RefSeq names its product transmembrane protein 268 (gene tmem268). The record is from RefSeq and is a predicted model, not a curated record. Bases 399 to 1457 code for a protein of 352 amino acids. The transcript has 11 exons. Lineage: Eukaryota; Metazoa; Chordata; Actinopteri; Moronidae.